AUGACCAAUUUGAAAGGAGUAUCACAAGAUGAUACAUUUAGUAAACCACCUCUAGGAGCUAGAGCGAGGAUACUAAUGCUUCACGGGCAUGGGCAGUCUGGUGAAUUUUUCCGCUACAAAACUCGCUUUCUCAGCAAGCCAAUCGAGGAAACAUUAUCACAAAUUCCAUUUGACGAGUUAACGGGACUUGCUCCUGCGGGUGUCGAGCUCGUUUAUCUCAAUGGUCCCCUCGCAGCAGACUGUAAUCCUGACGGACACAGACGACAGUGGGGUUGUGGUGACUUCGAUAAUGGAGAAAUCAGGGGCCUAGACCGAUCAAUCCAGCUAGUGCUGGAAGAAAUAGAGAAGAACGGUCCGUUUAUUGGUGUUAUUGGGUUCUCCACUGGUGCCGCUCUCGCCGUAAUAAUAGCUUCUCUUCUGGAAGAACCUCGGUGCCGUCAGGGAACACAGCUGUCAAAUGUGCAGGGACCAUUCAAAUUUGUUGUUGGGUUUAGCGGGUUCAUGUUGGGACAUCCCUCCUAUCAAUUCCUAUACGAUCCUCCACUACAAACGCCUAUAUUACAUUUUAUCGGACAGCUCGAUACCAUGGUUCCUGAAUGCUCAACAUUCAAAUUGGUAGAAAGAUGUGUGAAUCCCUCCAUCAAGCGCUUUUAUGGCACACAUCAUAUCCCUCGCGGCUCGGGCGAUAUACAAAGCAUCAUUGAAUUCAUCUCUAGGGUGUUAAAAGGGCCUAGGCAUUCGGGGCCAAAUGCCUUACGGUGA
Aspergillus pseudonomiae is the source of this 762-nucleotide messenger RNA. RefSeq lists its product as uncharacterized. The transcript is spliced from 3 exons. Gene Ontology annotation, cellular component: cytoplasm; nucleus. The record is from RefSeq and is a predicted model, not a curated record. The coding region runs from base 1 to 762 and encodes 253 amino acids. Lineage: Eukaryota; Fungi; Ascomycota; Eurotiomycetes; Eurotiales; Aspergillaceae.